Molecule: messenger RNA, 4524 nt
Organism: Acanthocheilonema viteae
Lineage: Eukaryota; Metazoa; Nematoda; Chromadorea; Rhabditida; Onchocercidae
Source: the annotation of a GenBank genome assembly
AUGGAAAUUGAGGAAGAAGGAAAAGUAAAAGUUGCUGUACGCGUUCGUCCAUUCAAUAAACGAGAGCGAGAUUUGAAUACAAAAUGUAUUGUAUCAAUGAUCGGUGAUCAAACAAUCCUUAGACAUCCUAUUGAUGAGAAGCAACCCAAAAACUUUGCAUAUAAUCAUUGUUUUAAUUCGUCUGAUCCUACCGCACAUGAUUUUAUUGAUCAAAAUGAAGUAUUUCAACAAGUUGGCUCGGCCGUGCUUGUUAAUGCAUUUGCAGGUUAUAAUGCUUGCAUACUUGCAUAUGGACAAACUGGCUCAGGUAAAAGUUACACGAUGAUGGGUACAGCGGAAAAUCCUGGCAUUAUUCCACGUCUUUGUUGUUCAAUUUUUCAAAAAAUUAGUGAACUAUCGUCGGAUAGUUUAGCUUUUAAAGUAGAAGUAUCCUAUUUGGAAAUUUAUAAUGAAAAAGUACGCGAUCUUUUGGAUCCUAAAAAGACAAAUAAAAAUUUGAAAGUUCGCGAGCAUAAAGUCCUCGGUCCAAUGGUUGAUGGUUUAUCCGUACUGGCUGUUUCAUCUUUUGAACAAAUAGCAUCUUUAAUGGAAGAGGGAAAUAAAUCACGAACUGUUGCUGCUACCAAUAUGAAUACGGAAAGUAGUCGUUCACAUGCCGUAUUCAAUAUUCGUCUCACGCAAGCUCUUACGGAUAUGAAAAAUGGAUUUACUGGCGAAAAAAUGAGCAAAAUAUCGCUAGUUGAUUUAGCUGGAAGUGAACGAGCGCAAAAGACUGGCGCAGUUGGAAAAAGAUUGGAAGAAGGCGGAAAUAUCAACAAAUCUUUGACAACACUUGGAAUGGUAAUUUCCGCAUUAGCGGAACAGUCACACGCUAACGGAAUGUCGAAAUCGAAGUUUAUUCCAUAUCGAGAUUCUGUGUUAACGUGGUUGCUAAAGGAUAGUUUAGGUGGCAAUAGUCGAACGGUAAUGAUUGCAACGAUAUCUCCUGCAGCGGAUAAUUAUGAAGAAACCUUAUCCACCUUGAGGUAUGCUGAUAGAGCUACCAAAAUCAUCAAUCACGCCGUAAUAAACGAAGAUCCUAAUGCUAAGGUUAUACGUGAAUUACGUGAAGAGGUAGAAACGCUACGAGCACAAAUAUCACAAACAGUUAAAGAACAAAAUGAAACAGAAGAGUUACGUGAGCGAUUAGCAGAAUCGGAACGUUUGGUAGAGCUAAUGAAUAAAUCAUGGGAUGAACGAUUGAGAGAUACGGAAGCGAUUUAUCGGGAAAGGCAAAAAGAUUUAGCUGAGAUUGGUAUUUCGGUGGCUGGAUCCGGUAUAAAAGUUGAAAAAGACCGAUUCUACCUGGUCAAUUUGAAUGCUGACCCAUCAUUAAACGAGCUUCUUGUCUAUUAUAUAAAUCAUCAGGCUGUAGUUGGUAGUGCAGAACAGCAGCAAGGUGUGAUAGGAACUGAUGAAAAGGUUGAUUUUAUCCUUCAAGGACUUGGAGUACAACCUCGCCAUGCUUUAUUGGAAAUUGUCGAAGAUGGUUGUCAACAGCGCCUUUUCAUUGAACAGAUUGAUGAUAAAGCCAGGAUUUGUGUGAACGGACGUUUGAUAACGGAACGUACGCUUCUUCGUAACGGUUAUCGUCUUCUAAUUGGAAAUAAUCAUUUCUUCCGAGUAAACUGUCCAAAGGAAGCUAUCAACAUCAAUGCUUCCAUUAUGGAAGAAUCAAAUGCAAUGUUAUUCGAUUAUUACGAUGCUUGGCAGGAGGUAAAUUCUGGUAUAAAUGCGAAUCCAAUUACAACAGCUGUAGAUCAGUAUAUGGAACAAAUUACGAAGAAGCAUGAGGAAGAGAAGCAAGCAGCAUUGGAGCAACAAUAUGAGGCAUUCGAGAAGUACAUUCAAGGACUUACUCAAAGCUUUACACCUUCAACGCCAACAGCAAGUUUCGGAUAUUUGACACCGAUUGGUACACCUGGAUGUCAAUUUCCGCCUAUUGGUUUUCCGGCUAAUCCAAAAGCUAGCAUGCGAUCGAAAUUCUUCAAUUGGGCUCAACAUAGAGAGGAAAUGUUCAAAGAAAAUUUGAUACGUUUGAAGAGUGAUAUCGUACGCGCUAAUGCAUUAGCUCGUGAAGCUAAUAUGAUUGCAGCUGAGCUGUCACCAUGCCGAUGUCCAGUCAUCUAUGAUGUUACAUUGCAAAUUCCAGCAGCGAAUUUAAGGCCGUCAAAAAUAAAGGAAGGAAGAUUUGUUUGUGAACCAUUUAUUGUGGUCAAACGUACCGGUAUUGAUGGUUAUCAAUUAUGGUCAACUGCCCAGUUAGAGAAUAAAUUAAUCGACAUGCGCGAAAUGUAUAAUGAAAAAAUAACUGGAAUCGAAAGGGACGAUGCUUCGACAUCGGAGGAAUUGAUGAACAAUGAACAUUUUGCGUUGGAAGAUGGUUUUAAUAUAAAUGAAUGCCAAAGUCCAGUUGUUGAAAAUGUCUUUGACAGUCAGGAGCAUCAUAGUCUAAUUGGUGUUGCCAAUGUAUUUCUAGAAGUUCUGCUUCACGAUAUGAGGCUCAAUUAUCAUGUUCCGAUUAUCAGUCAACAGGGUGAGGUUAGUGGUCGUCUUCAUGUUGAAGUAUAUCGGUUAGCCGAAAUGGAUGAUUCCGGUAUUGUGAGUAGUUUGGAUUCAUUGGAUUCAAAUCGUCCAUUAGAUCCACAGUCUAUCGGUGCUGCCUUCUUGGGAAAAACAAUCCGAUGCAGGGUUCGCAUUAAAAAAGCAUCAAAUUUACCAUCAUCAUUAUCACAUUUCGUAUUCUGUCAAUAUUCCUUUUUUAACAUUAGCGAAAUUUUGGUUGUUGCUCCAAUAUUCGAUCCUAAUGCCGUUCGAUCAGAUCGUGCUGACAUUUCAUGCAAUUCCAAUUUUCAAUUUGAUCACGAAAAGGAUUUCUGUGUAGUUGUAACAGAAGAAUUUCUGGAAUAUAUUCAAGAAGAUGCUUUAUCGAUCGAAGUAUGGGGUCAUAGAAGUAGCGGUUUUGACAAUGAUUUUGUACCGUCAGCUAUUGCAAAUGGUAUCAUCAAUGUUGAACAAAAUUACAAAAGUUUACAGGAAAGAUGGUCCGAAGUGACAAGACGCAUUGAACUUCAUGUCAGUAUUAAAGAGAUGAACGAUAAUGGUCAGUAUGUCUCGGUAGAAGUGCGUCCAUCUGACGAAGUACUUACCGGUGGUAUCUAUCAGUUGAAACAAGGUCAACAACGACGUAUUCACGUGAAAGCAUUACCAGUUGCGGAUCAUGGCAAUUUACCGUUAGCAUUUGCACAAAUUACUUCCGUUUCCAUUGGAUGUAUUUGUUCCAGAAAUCUAACAACACAAAAACCUUUGGAUAGUUAUCAGGAGGAAGACCUGGAAAGGAUUCGUGAGCAAUGGACUACAGCUUUAGCUAAUAGGCAAAACUAUUUAGUGAGCCAUAUUAAUGCAUUAUCAGCUAAAGGCAAUAAAAAAACAGAAGCAGAAAAAGAACGUGAACAAUCACUGAUCAAUCAAUGGGUUGCAUUAACCGAAGAGCGAAAUGCAAUUAGCGUGCCGACUGCUAAUAGUAAUAUACCUGGUUCACCUGCUGAAUGGUUACCUCCGCUUGGUAUUGAAAGACACAUACCUGUGCUGUUUCUUGAUCUAAAUUCAGAUGAUGUCACCGAGGAGAUACCCUCUGAUGAUGGUAGCAUCCGAAUAGCUGGCUUACAAUCAUUCUUAUCCAACGAGAACUGUGGUCAAAUCAUUAUGCUUCCUAUUUUGGAACAUGAUGUUAAUGAGAUAUCGGCUACCUGUUCAUGGGAUAGUUCAAUCCAUGAAAAUCCAUCACUAAAUAAGCCUACCGAAGGUUCUGAUCAUGUUUAUGCUAUUGUUAAGGUAAUAGUACGUCUUUCACAUCCAUGUGAAAUUGAUAUCAUUUUACGGAAGCGAAUAUGCAUGCAUGUAUAUAGAAAAACGGGCCUAACCGAACGAUUAAUCAAGAAAUUAGUUGGAUCGGAUUCAAUUACUGGUACAUCUGUUUAUUAUGAUCUUGUAGCACAUAUACCGAAGUCAUCACUAGAUGUUGAGGAUCGAACAUCUCUUGCCCGGAUGGCAGCACACCAAUCUGUUAAUAACGAUGAUGAUUUAUCAGCAGAUACUGAUAACAGAGGUCACAGAGAGACUUAUAUUGAGGCAUACACGAAAAGCAUUCAGGUAGUGGAAAGUAUGUUGAAACUUGAUAGACUUCGCCAAGAAGUUGCUAUCAAUAAUAUGCUUAGCAGACAAGAACGUCUGAAUCGAAUGAAUUAUUUCGCUAAUUCAUUAACAAAUUAUCGAAUGAAAAGAACAGCAAGUUUGCCUAAUACUACUGCAAAGACGCCAUCAUUGUCGACAAGUGGUAACAGCGUGAUUGGAAAUGUAAUACAGCAUCAGCAAUAUCAUGUAUCCGAUACAGGUACAGGAAUGAGUGAAAGCCAGAAUUCAACGGAUUUAUCCAUUUCAUCUUCAUCUUCUUCUAUGGGUGAGUUAUCAUUGUUAAGUAGUUGA